AUGUUCGGAUUUGGGGCCUUCAUCGCUCCUCUUAUCGUCAAUCCCUUUUACGAAGAAGUCGACGAUCAAGUUUGUACUUCUGGCGAUGACGACCUCACUUGUGGAAUCGAUGACGACAAUGUGAUUCUAGUGCCAUUUUUAAUCGGAAUGGGGUGGAUGCUUUUCGCCUCUGCAGGAGUCCUCUGGCUCUAUUUUAUUGAUAUUGUGGAGAAGAUUUCUGUUGAUGAAGAAGUCGAGGUGAGAAAAAGGAAUGUGGAAGUUGAUCGACAUAAAAUUCCAAGGUUGAAACAAGAAAAGAAGAUUCACUGA
Messenger RNA from Oikopleura dioica, 309 nucleotides. The record is from the annotation of a GenBank genome assembly. NCBI's taxonomy places the organism in Eukaryota, Metazoa, Chordata, Appendicularia, Copelata, Oikopleuridae.